Messenger RNA from Homo sapiens (human), 6807 nucleotides. RefSeq names its product dynein light chain LC8-type 2 (gene DYNLL2). The record is from RefSeq and is marked validated. Gene Ontology annotation, biological process: microtubule-based process. The coding region runs from base 275 to 544 and encodes 89 amino acids. Gene Ontology annotation, molecular function: protein-containing complex binding; scaffold protein binding; identical protein binding. The transcript has 3 exons. NCBI's taxonomy places the organism in Eukaryota, Metazoa, Chordata, Mammalia, Primates, Hominidae. Gene Ontology annotation, cellular component: microtubule associated complex; cytoplasmic dynein complex; ciliary tip.
AGCGGCAGAGCGGAGCGGAGCUGUGAGGCGCCAGUGCGGAGCGGGCGGGCGGGCGGGCGGCGUGAGGCGGAGCGCGGGCGGCCGGCGAAACUCCAAGGGCGGACCGCGGCAGGGAGCGAUCGGCCUCGGGCUGCGGGAGCCGGAGACCGCGGCGGCGGCGGCUGCUGCAGCUGCAGGAGGAGCCCAGGGAACACCGCCCCUGCCUGUGCUCUGCCUCGGGCCAUCGCUCCUCCCCAGGGCCCAGUGCGGACUCGCCUCCGUGAAGUGUCACACCAUGUCUGACCGGAAGGCAGUGAUCAAGAACGCAGACAUGUCUGAGGACAUGCAACAGGAUGCCGUUGACUGCGCCACGCAGGCCAUGGAGAAGUACAAUAUAGAGAAGGACAUUGCUGCCUAUAUCAAGAAGGAAUUUGACAAGAAAUAUAACCCUACCUGGCAUUGUAUCGUGGGCCGAAAUUUUGGCAGCUACGUCACACACGAGACAAAGCACUUCAUCUAUUUUUACUUGGGUCAAGUUGCAAUCCUCCUCUUCAAGUCAGGCUAGGUGGCCAUGGUGAAGGUGUCAGUGGCGGCGGCAGCGAUGGCAAGCAGGCGGCGUUGCUGGGACUGUUUUGCACUGGAGCCAGCAUCAGGAUGUCCUCUCCAAUGGCUGUGCUACUGCAUGGACUGUAUACUCGAUUUCAUGUGUAUGUCGCAGUAAACAAAACCAAACCUCUUUCUGUUUAGUUGCCUGGGGGAAGAAGGCUGCUUUAUGUUUAUUUUUCAAGACUUUAAAAAUAUUUUUUGGUUGUAUUGCACUAGGAAAUCUCUCCCACCUCUCCCUUUUCUCUUUCUUUCCCUAUACAAAAUAAAAGGCCCACCAUAGAGACUAGGCGGCCGAAAGACUAGGAGGGCUGAGGAAAAGAAAUAGGUCUCUGGAGGUGGAACUAAAACUGUGCAGCUGCCUCUUCCUGGCGGUGGAUGCUGCUUUGGGAGGGCCAGGGAGGCUGCAGGGGGACAGUGUUGGGAUUGUCAAGGAAAAAGGGGUAGGAAGGAAGGUGGAGGGAUUGAUCUAGUACCAGGGAGAAUAUUCCACUGAACUGUGAUUCUAUGGCUUGGGGCGGAGGGUGGGGUGGGGAUGCCUUCUUUAGGGGCCCUGAGAUGUGUUUGUCUGUGGUGUGUGGGAGUGGGGAGCAGAUUUGUCUUGCUGUCUUUGUCAGAAUUUCUAAGUAAGGGCUGUGUCUUUGUGGAUUACCUUCUUUUGUUCUUCCUGCCAGAGAUCAUGACAGGAGGAUGCUGGGGUAGGAUUAGCUUGAAUCUUUUUUUUCUUUACAUUUUUCUCCUGUCUGCUCCCUGCUUAGCCCUCAGUUUCCUCAUUCCUCUGGAGUUCUCUUAGAGCAGCCCCUGUUGUUAGUUGGCUGGCAAGGGAAUUUCUGGUGACUGUAGUUCCUUAGUUAGGUCUUAGCAAUCAAACCAAAUUGAUGUCUCCCUUGACUCUUCUGUGUAUAUGUGUGAAUAUGUGUGUAUAUGUGUGUGUAUGUGUGUGUGGGGUUUGGGGUAGAAGGGAGGGAGGGGGCAGGACAGUGUGGAAUCUCUAGGGUGUAUGGGUAGGUAGGGGGCACAGUUAGUUCUAAGUGGGCUUUUAUGCUAAAAGCCUCUGGGGAUAUCUGUUUUGAAAAUAAAGAUAGGUGUCCCCUCCUUGCUGUCAUCUAGCCCAGACACUCUGCUUGCUCUCUGGCUGUCUGCUCCCUGGGAAGGCUUUAGGAGGACCACCCAGGACAGGAUGACCAUGCUGCCAUCUGCUCUGGAGCUGGGUCUCAGUGCAGAGGGACAGUGACUGUGGAUGGUUGCAGUCUCUGGUGGGAGGUGAGGAUAGAAGUGAUAAAGAGCUAAGAGGAGCUUCUGGGAGCCUUGGAGGAGGUCAGUCUUGCAGUGGUGAAGCCAGGACAUAGGAGAUGGAGCAGGGCUGUGAGAGGAGGAGAUUCUGAGGAGGAUGCAGGGGAAAUCUUGUCUGUUAAUGAAAUAGGAGUGGGGUGGGGUUUGGGGUGGGGUGGUCAUUGCCGUUUGAGCUGCUGAUUUUCAUGAGUCGCCUUCAAAACUCUCGUGUAGGGUUGACAAUGUGGGGGGGUGGGGGAUCCAGCUUAUUCUUUUAUUUUCAAGUCCAUUCUUGGGGCUGGUGGGGAGGCAGGAGAAUACCCCUCCCUAAGCCCUUAGUGUGUGCCGAGCUUGCUUUGUGAUGUUGGCAGGGGAGGGGAGACCUGGGUGGUGACUGAGUUCCCUUUAUCAAACCCUUCAGUGGGCACAAAAUUGAGUGCUUGAUUUUAGGUUUUAUUUUUUUAUGAAUGUCCAAAUCUGUGUUUCCCCCUGCCCUCCCAGACUGUGUGGCCAGUUGAAAGUGUCUGGUUUGUGUUCAUCUCUCCCUCAUUUCUGGAGCAGGGCCUGAGACCCUGCCACAUCUCCUAUGCUCUGCAUCCACGCCUCUUUUGGACAUUAAAGGUUGAUUGAUGCACCUCUGCACUGUUUGGGUCUCUUUGGGGAUGAGGGGUUGGCAUGGUGGCAGUGGUGCCACACAGUGGGUGAGGGUGGAGAGUCUCCAGGGUGGAAUAGAAUGGGGACUGAAGGGAAGACCAGCCACUAGAUACUGAUUGGCCUGUAGCAGCACUUAUUUGUGCCUAGGCUUAUGCCCCUUAAGUAGAGGAAAACUAACCAGCAGCACUCACCCUUAAGGGCUCCUGGGUUCUGCCUUCCUUGGUGGUGAUGGCCAGGUGAAUCAUAUUUUGUGUCUUUGGGAUAGUAACUGCUACCUUCCCAGCUGCCGUCAUGGACCUGCCUGAGCUUUGCUGCUUCAACUUUUGCCCAAAGCUCUUAUCUUUCAUACUCCUCCCUUCUCGGCUUUCCUGAACCUGGAGACUAUUUAGCAAAGGGUCUGGCCACUCAGAAAUGGAAAGCUGGGGAUAUUUAGAAAGAUGGCACCUCUUUUGGUGGAACCUAAGUGAUUCUCUGAAUCCUCUGUUGCCCAGACACACAACUCGAGAAAUCAGCAGUGCCAAGACUUCUGAGAGUGUCUGCCCACCCCUGACUCCACCAUCGUGUGACUGCAAUUCUCUUGGAGGUGUUAGGGAGCCAGAGGUGCUUUGCCCUCUUUGUGUUACUAUUUCUUUACUCAAAAAUAUUUAAGAGUUCUUGUAUGCUUGGGCCUAGGAUGCUGUUCACAGAGGAGAAUGAGACAAGUAAGUUCUAGGCUUCUAUGACAUACACAUUCUUAUGUGUAGAGCAGACAUACACACACUGAUCAACUUUUUCCAAUAGUGAUAAAUGUGUUAUCAAGGAAAUGAACUGGGCAAUGAGCUAUUGAGUGUUGGAGGUAGGUAGAUAGGGUUCCUCCAGUUAGGAAGGUGGUUGGCUGAUCUUGGGGAGAAGUUCUACCUCUGGGGCAGUGAGGUCCUAAGGGAUUAAGUUGAGAGACUCUAGAGCCCCAACUUCUGUUACUGCUUUAGCUGUCGUGAGUAAUUUGACAGAGCUGGAGCUUUGGGAGGGAGAGUGAGGCCACAGUUCACAUUUCAUCAGGGAUGAGUGUCUCCAGGGCCAAAGCUCAUCUACUUUCUUCCCUGAUGAAAGAGGCAGUCCAGGUGGCAUCUGUGAACAACACAUUCCUGCACAGGUAGGUGCACAGUGCUCAUCUGGAAGACUAAUCCUGCAGGGCUUCCUGGAGGAGAUGAGCCUCCACUUUUCGGGGCCCAGGAUGGGAAAGUAUGUGAGCAUGUGUCACUGAAGGGACUGUGGAAAGCAGAUGGAAAUUGUGGAAUUCUCUCGGAACAAUGCAGCCAUUAUUAGAACUGUGCCCAUAGGAGCAUCAAUAUCCCUGCUCCUUGUAUCCUGUUCUCCAGUCUUCUGGGGACCCCCUUUGACUGAACCCAACCAAAUGGCAGAUGACAAGGCAGACCCAGGAUGCAGUCUGUAGGGUUCAGUCCCCCUCCCCACUGGGAACAGCAGGAAAGGGCAAGGUGGUGACAAUCUAAGGGAGGCAAAUGGAUAAUAACCAGCAUGGUAGGGAAUCUUCUUUGUUGCUGUGGCACUGUCGAUCUCUGUUCCCUGAACUCUAGUGUCCUCCAGACUAGAUUUAAGGUGUGGUUCCCCGCUAAAUUAUUCUCUCACCUCCUUUCAGUCUUUGCUCAAACAUCCUUUUAUCAGAGAGGCUUUCUGACAUCCUGUGCAAGAUAGCACCUCUCCCCCAUCGCUGUUAUCCUUACCCAGUUUAAUUCCACGUAGCAUCUGCCAACGCUUGACAUAUUUGUUUUUUGUUUACUUUCUGGCCUGUGACAACUAGAAUAUAAGCUCUGUGAGAGCAUUUUUCUCUUAACUGCUUAUCUUCAAGUAAACAGAACAGUGCCUGUCCUGUAGGAAGUGUUUGAUACAUACAGAUUGCUCAAAUGAAAAAAGAAGGGUGCGAGCAAGCCUGGACAGGCCUGGUGCCCCAGGGCAGCCUUGCCUUUUCUGAAGAGAAUGGCUGCCUUAGGCACGGCUCUCCUUGCUGCCCAAGCCUUGCCACCUUGAAAGGCGUGAGAGGGUCACUCCCAGGUGUAUUCAAGCAAGAGUGCCUGAGCCACUCUUGCUUGGCAGUAUGGGAGGAUGAAAUAGUGUGUUCAUAAAGUGCAUUUUAUUUUUAAAGCAUUUCAGUUUAUGUUGCUGAAACCUGAGAGCGCCCCCCUGAGCUAGACUCAGUAAUCAUUAGACACAUUUUUGGAUAAGCAAACUGAAUCAGAGAAGGUGAGUGGCAAAGCCCAUGUAGCUGGUGGCAUUACUAGAACUUAGCACUGUGAUGCACAAAGGCUUAACUGGGUUUGGCAGCAAGGGUCUCAUGGAUACUCUUUAAGAUGUAGGCCCAGAUCUCUUAGUAGUGAAUCCCUGAUGUUCCCUCUCUUGGGGCUCUGGUUUAGCAAGGACAGCGAGGAUACUUUCCUCUCUCCCUCCUCCUUACUCCUCUCUACUAAGGAUUAAGGAGCCACCUCUUCCUCCUUAAGGCCUUUGGGAGAGAUGGGUCUCCUGGUAUUAGAAAGGAGAGCAGACGCCUAGAGUUCUGACCUCUUGGGCCUCCCCUAAACAAAAAGCAUAGCCCCUUCACUACCCUAGUAACAAGUAUGACCUGUUGCCUGUUGAGGUCAGGUGUACCUGUGUGUCUCUCUCUGUGAUGUAUGUGGGCUUGGUGUCCACAUCAAUGUGCGUGAAUACUCCUACCCACAGACUGCUACUGUGCCAAUAUAGAGGUUCAUAAGAAAGAUAAAAGAGAACCAGCAGAACCCCAGGUUCUGCCUCUCCUUCCUCCCUUUGCCCAGAUAAAGGUGUACAGUGUUUGUGGUGAGGCUGCUGGACACUGCUGUUUUGGGCUUUCUAGAGAGAAUGCAAACAUGCAAAAACAGUGUGGUAGUGUAGGCAGAACAAGAUCUAGAAUCAGAAGACCUGGAGUCGAAUCUCAGCUCCAACACCCACUGGAUGAACGUGGACAAGCUGCUUGAUCUCUCAGAUCCUCGAUUUCUUCAUCUGUAAGAUGGAAACAAUAUGUGUCUUUUCUAAGGGGAAAGAUCAAAUGACAUCAUGUAUGUGAAAAUGCUUAGAAAUGGGUGAUGAUGAUGAUGAUGAUACUGAUUAUUAGGGUAUCUAAUAAAGUUGGGGAAAGAACAAAAUCCCCCCCUCACACCCUAUUGCACCACCAGCCUUCUCCCUCCCUGCUCAAUUAUACCCAUGUUAUAGGGAAGGAAAUAGGGAAGAAACUUGUCUAAGGUCACAUGGAUGUUCGCAACAAUUGGGAUGCAGAACUUGAUCUGACUCCCAGGCCAGGUUUGAUUUUGAUUUGCAGUGGCAGAGAGGACUAAUUUUUUACUAGGUUCUGAGCCCUGUACUGAACUCUGGAUUGCCCUGUACUUGGUGGUGGUAUACAGUUCAGCAGUUUUUAGCAUAUACACGAAUUUGUGCAGCCAUAACCACUAUCUAAUUCUAGAACAUUUUUAUCACCCCCAAAAGAAAUCAUGUACCCAUUUGCAGUCACUUGCCAUUCCCUCUUCUCCCCAGCCCUGGGAAACCACUGACCUACCUUAUAUCUCUAUGAAUUUGCCUAAUCUGGACAUUUCAUAUAAAUGCAAUUGUACAUGUGGCCUUUUGUUUCUGGCUUCUUUCACUUAGCAUGUUUUCAAGGUUCAUUUGUGCUGUAGCAUUUAUCAGUACUUUGUUCCUUUUUCUAGCUGAGUAACGUGUGGGUAUAUCACAUUUUGUUUAUUCAUCUGUUGAGGGAUGUUUGGGUUGUUUCUACUUUUUGACUAUUGUGAUUAGUGCUGCUAUGAACAUUGAUGUACAGAUUUUUGUGUAGAUAUGUUUUCAAUUAUCUUGGGGCAUCUUUUAUUUUUAAUGUCAGUUUUCUAUUUUUAAAAAAUCUAGACAGGUUGGCAAAUCAUUUCUGUAAAGAGUCAGUAAAUAUUUUAGCCUUUGUGGUCCAUGACAUUAGGUAUACAGAUUACAAUUUCUGAACUCUGCCAUUCCAGUGUGAGAGCAGCCAUAGAUAAUAUGUAAACAAAUGAGCAUGGCUAUGUUCCAAUAAAACUUUUAAAAAGCAGGGGACAGAUUGGGCCUGUGGACCAUAGUAUACCAACCCUUAAUCUAAAUGACACAUUCACAUGAUACAUUAUUCUAAAGGCACAAAAAGCAAAAAUUCUCCCUCCCACCUCUGUCUUCCAGCUACGGGGUUACCUUCCUUGAAGCAGUUAAUGUUAUGAGAUUUUGUGUCUCCUUUUAGACACAGUUAAUAAUGAGCAUUAAAGUGGCUAUAUACUAUUCCAA